Messenger RNA from Monoraphidium neglectum, 310 nucleotides. RefSeq lists its product as hypothetical. The record is from RefSeq and is a predicted model, not a curated record. Gene Ontology annotation, cellular component: mitochondrion. Gene Ontology annotation, molecular function: 4 iron, 4 sulfur cluster binding; lipoate synthase activity. The annotation marks the transcript as partial. NCBI's taxonomy places the organism in Eukaryota, Viridiplantae, Chlorophyta, Chlorophyceae, Sphaeropleales, Selenastraceae. Gene Ontology annotation, biological process: lipoate biosynthetic process. The transcript has a single exon.
AUGGCAGUCGAGAAGGAUCCAUCCCUAGCCCCCCUGGCCGAGCAGCACCUGAAGGCGAAAGCAGAAAAGCAACAGUCGCCGUUCGCCGCCGGCGGCGCCGCCACGCUCAACGCCCGCGGCGCGAGCUCAAUGCUCGGGCCGGCCCUGGCGGCGCUGCCGAGCUCGAGCAAGCCCCCGUGGCUGCGCCAGCGCGCGCCGCAGGGGGAGCGGUACACAGAGCUGUUUUCACAGAUGCGGGAGCUGAAGCUUGCGACCGUGUGCGAGGAGGCGCAGUGCCCAAACAUCGGCGAAUGCUGGAACGGCGGCAUGG